AUGCGUGUUGCUAUUGUCCUCUCCCUUGCGGCCAUGUUGUUCUCGGUGGUGUCGGCGGAGUCGCUGUGCUUCGGACGUCCAAGCUUCCUUGGUUCGACCUGCGCCGCUGAGUGCAGCGUCCGUGGCCACCACGGUGGAUCGUACUCCAACGGCCAGUGCUGCUGCGGCGCUUCGACCAAGCGCAGUGAAGAGACGCACACACAAGAGGAGGACCGCAAGAGUGCGGAAGAAUUCUUCGGUGGCAAGUUGUUGGUCGCAGACGAUGAUUCGCUCCAGGUACACAACGGACACUCCGUGAGCCGCGUCUCUUGCACUCUGUGCAAUGUGAAAGGAAUCAACGGUGGCGGUCUGUGCUGCAAGGCAAGCUGUGCGUCGGUCGGCAAGCCAGGUGGUUACUGCAGUGACGGUGUUUGCGUGUGUAAAUAA
Messenger RNA from Malassezia globosa CBS 7966, 426 nucleotides. RefSeq lists its product as uncharacterized. NCBI's taxonomy places the organism in Eukaryota, Fungi, Basidiomycota, Malasseziomycetes, Malasseziales, Malasseziaceae. Bases 1 to 426 code for a protein of 141 amino acids. The record is from RefSeq and is a predicted model, not a curated record. The transcript has a single exon.